Molecule: messenger RNA, 3324 nt
Organism: Oreochromis niloticus (Nile tilapia)
Lineage: Eukaryota; Metazoa; Chordata; Actinopteri; Cichliformes; Cichlidae
Product: zinc finger BED domain-containing protein 1-like
Exons: 2
Coding region: 768-1679 (303 amino acids)
Molecular function (GO): DNA binding
Source: RefSeq, a predicted model, not a curated record
UACUUGUGUCUUGUUCUUGCUGUGUAGCAAACUGUCCUGAACGUUCCAGCGAAUAGGUUUACGCUACAAACCAUUAACCAUCAUUAAUUGGUCAUUCUUGAGCCGGAUCCUUGGAAUCGACAUUCACCGAGGGGAAAAGAGACACGCCGAAAGACUGAUGUCAGCAAGGAUUUAUAGAGGUCCUGCAGCAAAGCCCCGAGGCGUGAGAAUUCGUCAUCGGGCCGGUGGAUUAGCCGUCUGUUUUUCUCCUCGAUGGAUGGUGAUUGACGGGAUUCGGGACUGAUGCUACUCGCAAUGAACAACUCCAAGUAAGUUUAGAGUCCAUCUCUAUAACUGUACGUCUUCGCCGCUCAGUGGGGCGUUGUCUGUGGCCGCUUAGUGGGGCUAAAAUUCGCCGUCUUAGUGGGGCAAUGUACAAAGCCGCUCAGUGGGGUUUUUUGUACAGAAGCAUUAAGUCGCAGAGUUGCGCAGUUCGAACUUUUUUGGUUCGCCAUCUUAGUGGGGCGAAAUACGGACCGCUUUGUGGGGUCCUGUAAUACUUUCUCCGCCGCUCAGUCGGGUGUUGAGAAGUUCCGCGGAGUCCAUUUGUAGUGGACAAUAGGCCUAUUCUUUGUUAUUGUCGUAGUUGUUGUUGUUGUGGUUGUGAGUAGGGCUGAACGAAAUAUCGCAUUUGCCAUAAUAUCGCGAUAUGAUCAAGUGCAAUUUUCUAACCGCAAAGGCUGCGAUUAUACUCUGUUUACGUGACAUGCGCGAGUAAAACAUGUGAUAUGAUCAAACGAGAUUGUCUAACCACAGAGGCUGCACUCUGGUCACGUGACACGGGGAGCAAAGUUUUGAAACAGUCUACCGAGAGUGAACUAGCAAGCAAAGCUGUAGCCUACACAAUGGCCUCAGGUUCAACAGAACCAGAGCCUGCGGGGAUGCUAGUACCAAAGAGGAACUGCACAUCGGCCGUGUGGGAAUAUUUUGGAUUUAAAAGAGAUGAUGUCGCACAGAGUCAGGUACUGUGUAAAACCUGUCUUGGUAGAGUUUCUACAUCUCGGGGAAACACUACAAAUUUGUACCAGCACCUUAAGACUCAGCACAAAACAGAGUAUGAUAGAUGUAUGGCUAAAAAAUCUAGUAGUGUGCAGAAUAAACCUAGUAACGUUACUCGGCAAGGAUCACUGACCAAACUGUUUGAAGGUGUUACGCCAUAUGAACGCACUUCAAAACGGCACGUGGAAAUCACCAAAGCAGUAACCCACUGCAUCGCGAAAGACAUGAUGCCCGUCAAUACGGUGACCAAGCCUGGGUUCAAUAAUUUGGUAACUACACUGGAUAAGAGGUACAGAAUGCCCUCCCGCACGUAUUUCAGUCAGACUGCAAUACCUGAGCUACAUAUGCAAUGUAGGCGGAGGGUUGCAGCGGAGUUAAAGGCUGUUGAGUUUUUUGCGGCGACAACAGACAUGUGGUCAAGCCGUACAGCAGAGCCCUAUCAAAGUCUGACGGUGCAUUACAUUACCAAAGACCUCCACCUCGAAGCUCGCAGCCUACAAACGGCCUACUUCCCCGAAGACCACACAGGGGAAAACAUUGCUGCUGGCCUGAGAGAGGGGCUUGCGUGUUGGGAUCUCCCUGAAGACAACCUUGUCUGCAUAACGACGGACAACGCGUCAAAUAUGGUGAAAGCAGCAUAGCUGAAUGAAUGGACCAGGCUCCAGUGUUUCGGACACAGAUUACAUCUUGCUAUUGAAAAUGCAAUCAAAGAUGGUAGAGUAUCAAGAGCAAUUGGGCUGUGCAAGAAGUUGGUGGGGCACUUCUCGCACAGUUGGAAGAAAAAGGCAGCACUCACUGAGGCACAGAAGGAGCUUAAGCUUCCUGAACACUCUCUCAUUACUGAGUGCCCUACAAGAUGGGGGUCCAAAGAGAAAAUGAUUGCCAGAGUGCUGGAACAGAUGAAAGCCAUAUCGCAGGUAUUGACAGGUGACCGACAUGCACGCUCCCUCAUCCCAACCUGGCAGGAUGCUGAAGUGUUGGAGUCCAUUCAUAAGGCACUGCAUCCUCUCUCCGAAUUUACUGAUGCUCUUUCUGGAGAAGAGUAUGUGAGCAUCUCCUACCUCAAGCCAGUUCUCCAUCUUCUGGCAACAUCAGUCUUGGCUGAAGAUGCUGAGGACACUGAUCUGUCUAGAUCAAUUAAAACCAAGGUCCUGGCAUACCUCAACGACAAGUAUAGUGACCUCAACACCCAGGAGCUUUUGGAUGUUGCGUCGUUCAUGGACCCUAGGUUCAAAACGCAAUACAUCAGCGCAGACAACCUUCCUGCCAUUAAGGCCCGACUGAAGACAGAAAUGGUGGAAUCGGCUAGACGUACACAUAAUCAGGUAAAUCCUUGAAAAUUAUAUUUCCACAAACACAUAAUAUUUAUAUAUAAGCUAACUGCAAAACUAAUGUCUCUCUUCCCAUCUGGCAGGAGAAGAGGUCUCGCACUGAAACUGCUCAAAAUUCUCCAAGUGCACAGGCCUCUGGGGGAAAGGCAAAGAAGACUCUUGGUAGUCUUUUUAAAACCAGUGCGGCCUCUUCAGCUUUGCCUCUGCCACUUGAAGAUGUCGUGGAGGCAGAGUUGAAUAGUUACCUGUUGACCCCUGUCAUUGACGGAGAGGAUGAUCCCUUAGCCUGGUGGAAGGUGCACAACAUUCACUUUCCAUGACUGUGCAAGAUGGCCCGCAAAUAUCUGUGUGUGCCAGCCACAAGUGCCCCCUCAGAGCGUCUGUUCAGCACUGGAGGGAAUAUAGUGACCUGCACUCGCUCAUCCUUAAAGCCAGCAAAAGUAGAUAUGCUGGUCUUCCUAGCAAAAAACCUGUGAGCUAGGAUGAUUAUGGCUAGCUGAGCCAUACUCAUUGUGCACUUUAGUUUGUGCUGUGUUGCUGUUACUUACUGCAGAUAAUCAAGAUGUUCAGCCAGUUUUAAUUUAAAGGCGUGUUUGUGUGUGUGUUUAUACAAUUGCUAUUAUGUUUGCACUUUAUGUGUAAUGUUACUGACUGCAGAGAUCAGUAAGAUGUGUGUAUUUUUUAUUUAUUAGUUUUAUUUAUUUAAUAUUAUUUUUUAAUUUAAUGACUGUCUAGUAGUUCACAGAUGUCGAAAAACUGAGUGUGGUAAAGCCACUGAUUUUUUUAUGUAUAUUUCUGCAAUCUGCACAUUGUACUGACUUUCAUUUUAAUGUUUACACCAGGGUUCCUUGUCAGCACUUUAUGCUCAGAUGUUUGUAAGCUAAAAAUAAACUAUUGUGUAUGUUCAAAUAUACUGUUGUGAUUGAAGAAGUUAAAUAAAAAUGUCAGUCAUCAA